Messenger RNA from Penaeus indicus, 558 nucleotides. RefSeq names its product KRAB-A domain-containing protein 2-like. The transcript has a single exon. NCBI's taxonomy places the organism in Eukaryota, Metazoa, Arthropoda, Malacostraca, Decapoda, Penaeidae. Bases 1 to 558 code for a protein of 185 amino acids. The record is from RefSeq and is a predicted model, not a curated record.
AUGGGAGACAACAACACCACGGAUUGGAGCAUUGGAAUCAAGUUUGUCCAGUUCCAGAAGAAUUCCAGCUUGCAUGCAGGUAUUCGCAGAUCACCCUAUGCAGCCAUGUAUGGAUGUGAGGCCAAAGUGGGCCUGACAUCGUCCUUGCUGUCUGACGAGGUAAUUCAAAGGAUGCAGUGUGAGGAUGGUCUGUUAGCUGUACUCACCACCGGUCAAAACGGAGAGGAACUAGGUCCUGUUCCCAGUGCUGAAUUAGCCGAAGUUCACUUUGAUAUGGAAUGUGCAUCGCCCGAAAACGAUUUGAGCCGUAAAGAAAAUAUCAUUGCCCAGAGAAAAGGUGCCCGAACGAGACAACUUGCCCAGGCUGAACGCAUGGUCAAACGGAGUCGAAUUGACCUUGCAGCCGUCGAACCACUUGAUAAUGCUGCUGUCCCUAUUCCACUGGUAGAUAAGGGGCGAGGUGAUCCUAAGAACAUUCUCGGUGUCGUCUUGGAACGUGACCAAAAUGACAUGUACACCAUUGGAGUUAAUGCAGGAGUUCUGAAGGCCAAGAUGUAA